Molecule: messenger RNA, 429 nt
Organism: Centruroides sculpturatus (bark scorpion)
Lineage: Eukaryota; Metazoa; Arthropoda; Arachnida; Scorpiones; Buthidae
Product: EF-hand calcium-binding domain-containing protein 6-like
Exons: 1
Coding region: 1-429 (142 amino acids)
Source: RefSeq, a predicted model, not a curated record
AUGUACGAAGAUUACGUGGGAAAUGGAUUUUCAAAGCCAUGGAUGACUUCUCUUUAUGCUCCCGAUUGUGAUGACUUAUUGAAGAAAACAAUCGAAAAAAUAUGGCGUGAAAUUCUUCGUAGAUGUCGACUUUUAGAUGCAGGUAGGACUGGUCAUAUUUCUGCAAAUUGUCUCAAAGAAGUUUUAGGUCAGUGUGGCAUACCUGUUAAUAAUAAAAGUAUGGCAGGCAUUCUUGAAAUUAAAUAUGGAUUUACAAGACAAAACAUAACAAAUUACUGGAAUUUUCUAAGAAAAUGCGUUAGUUCUUUUCAAGAUGAAGAUUACGAUACGAAACUUGAAACAGGUGACAUAUUUGAUAAUAAAGGACGUUUUGCACCUUAUAAGAUACUUCUUGCAAUAAGAGGACAGGUAUUGCAUUAUUGGAGAUGA